Molecule: messenger RNA, 489 nt
Organism: Phialemonium atrogriseum
Lineage: Eukaryota; Fungi; Ascomycota; Sordariomycetes; Cephalothecales; Cephalothecaceae
Product: eukaryotic translation initiation factor eif-5a
Exons: 4
Coding region: 1-489 (162 amino acids)
Biological process (GO): positive regulation of translational elongation; translational elongation; positive regulation of translational termination
Molecular function (GO): ribosome binding; RNA binding; translation elongation factor activity
Source: RefSeq, a predicted model, not a curated record
AUGGCGGACGAUUCUCAGCAUGAGCACACGUUCGACUCGGCCGACGCCGGCGCCUCGGCCACUUACCCUAUGCAGUGCUCAGCUCUGCGCAAGAACGGGUUUGUCGUGAUCAAGGGUCGCCCUUGCAAGAUCGUCGACAUGUCGACCUCCAAGACUGGCAAGCACGGCCACGCCAAGGUCCAUUUGACUGCUCUCGACAUUUUCACUGGCAAGAAGCUCGAGGAUCUCUGCCCUUCGACCCACAACAUGGAUGUUCCCAAUGUCACUCGUCGCGAGUACCAGCUUCUCGAUAUCUCCGAUGAUGGCUACCUCUCCCUGAUGAGUGAUGACGGCGACACCAAGGAUGAUGUCAAGGUUCCCGAUGGUGAGGUUGGUGAGAAGAUCAACAAGCUCUUCAGGGUUGAGGAGAAGGAUACCAACGUCGUCAUUCUGACCGCCAUGGGUGAGGAGUCGGCCAUUGAGGCCAAGGAGGCUCCCCGCCAGGCUUAA